Manihot esculenta (cassava) is the source of this 1512-nucleotide messenger RNA. RefSeq lists its product as uncharacterized. NCBI's taxonomy places the organism in Eukaryota, Viridiplantae, Streptophyta, Magnoliopsida, Malpighiales, Euphorbiaceae. The transcript has a single exon. Gene Ontology annotation, molecular function: nucleic acid binding; zinc ion binding. Bases 1 to 1512 code for a protein of 503 amino acids. The record is from RefSeq and is a predicted model, not a curated record.
AUGUCUCAUCUUGAGAUUGAGAGAGCAAGAAGAGAGAGAGAGCUGAAAGUAAGAGAGGAUAUCACCAGCGAUGCUUCAAAUAGAGAAAGCGUGUCGAGUCAAAAGAAGGAGGGCUCGGUUUCGAUAAAAUAUCCCUUGUUGACGAAGAGCAAUUAUACAGCAUGGGCCAUUAAAAUGAAAGUAUUUAUGAUGGCUCAAGGUGUCUGGGAGCCAAUCGAGUCUGAAGGUCCUGUUGAUAAACAAAAAGACAAGAUGGCAUUGGCGGCCAUCUAUCAAUGUAUAAGUGAGGAUACCUUGCUUCAACUAGGGGCCAAGAGGACAGCUAAGGAAGCAUGGAAUAUGCUCAAAAUUAUGAACCAAGGCGCAGAAAAGAUGAAGGAGGUUAGAACUCAAACCUUAUGGAGAGAGUUUGAUGCAUUGGGGAUGAGUGAUUCAGAGACAAUAGAUGAUUUCUCUGGAAAGCUCACCAUCAUUGUCAAUAAAUUAAGAAGCCUUGGUAACACAGUUGAAGAUGAGAAGGUAAUUAAGAAGCUGUUGCGUUCUACUUCCUCAAAAUUUCUGCAGAUUGUUUCCGCUAUUGAAGAAUUUAGUGAUCUGAAAACCAAAUCGAUAGAAGAGGUAAUUGGAUCACUAAAAGCUCAUGAAGAACGGUUGCUUGGUUGUGGAAACAAUUCUGCUGAAACAGUUCUUAUUACUAGAGCUGAAUGGAAGAAAGCUCAAAAUGACAAUGGUGGAAGAGGAGGCAGAGGUCGUGGCCGUGGGCGAGGCCGAGGCAGAGGGCGUUACAAUGGUGAUUCAAGUCGUGGUGGCGAUGAUGAAUCGAAGACACAGAAGAAGAAAUAUGAUAAGAGUAGAAUCAAGUGUUACUGUUGCGGCCAAAUGGGUCAUUAUGCUGUAGAAUGCCCAUCGAGUGAAUGGGAAGAGAAGGCCAAUUUAAUACAAGAGGAAGAAGAAGAAGAAGAAGCCUCUUUGUUGUUAAUGGAAACAGUAACCCUCAAUUCAUCUCAAAAGGAAGUGGAGUCCCUUUUGUUGAUGCUGGAAACAUGUGAGCUCAAGGUGACACAACAAAUGGAGCCAGAAGUUGCAAUGGUAAAUGAAGUAGUGAAAGAGCAGCCAUUCAAAGACGGCAUAGAGACUACUUGGUUCUUUGAUACCGGAGGCAGCAACCAUAUGUCAGGUGAAAAAUUUUGCUUCCAAGAAUUAGAUACUUCAAUUACAGGAAGAGUAAAAUUUGGGGAUGGUUCAAUUAUUGAAAUUUGUGGACGAGGAUCAAUACUUUUCAAAUGCAAAAAUGAAGAGCAUUUGAUUCUCUCUGAAGUAUACUAUAUUCCAAAAUUUAAAAGCAAUAUUCUGAGUCUUGGUCAACUUGAUGAAAAUGGUUGCAAAGUUAUAAUUGAAGGUGGUUUUAUGAAAGUCUAUGACAGAUUGAAGAAUUUGAUUGCUAAAGUUGAAAAACAGUCAAAUAGGUUAUAUGUGGGCAAAUUUCGACUUGCUAAAGAAAUUUGUCUGUAA